This is a messenger RNA of Pieris macdunnoughi, 252 nucleotides long. The record is from the annotation of a GenBank genome assembly. NCBI's taxonomy places the organism in Eukaryota, Metazoa, Arthropoda, Insecta, Lepidoptera, Pieridae.
AUGCAUCGCUGUAUACCUCUGAAAUGGAGGGAAGUCAAAAUCAUAUUCAUUCCAAAACCAGCUAGCGAGGACUAUACCCAAGCGAAAUCGUUCAGACCUAUCGGCCUCACAAAAGCUGGAGGCUGGGAGACCUGGACAUACGAAGCCAGCAGUCAACCCUUUAAAGGAGCAUUUAUUGACAAUGAAGGCGCUUUUAAUAAAACAAAUUUCACGAGCAUACUAGGAACAUGUAGAGUAGUGAGUAUAAACUAA